Fraxinus pennsylvanica is the source of this 1350-nucleotide messenger RNA. The record is from the annotation of a GenBank genome assembly. Lineage: Eukaryota; Viridiplantae; Streptophyta; Magnoliopsida; Lamiales; Oleaceae.
AUGGCUACGACCGGCGGAGCCUCCAAGAGAACCAAAAAGAAGCGGCGGAAGACUGCCAAGAGAUUCAAAGCCAAACCCAAAACCGAACUUAUCGAACCCGAAACCACUCUCCUCCGGUCCAGCUCCACCACCUGCCACCACCACAGACAUCUUUCGGAGCUGAUUCCCCACCUCAUCUCCACCACCUCCGCUGCCCAUUCUUUCCUCCUCCACCAUGACCUCCAUCUGCUCCCUUCCCAAUCUCUCACCUUGGAAUCCCUUCUCUCUUCCACCGCCAUCUCACUCACCAACCUCCAUUCUCUCCUCUCCCUCCCCUUACCAACCACGCCACCACCGCCGCCGCCGCAGCAAGAAAAUUGGUUCCACCGAUUUUUGUCCUCUCCUGAUUAUGAUCCCAGGUGGGUUCAAUUUUUUAAUUUGUCCAAGCCUUCAUUCACUCUCCUCCUCCGGCUUCUUACUCCUUCUUUGACCUCCCUCCACCCUUUGCCACCCAAUGCUGCCCUCGCCGCCACCCUCUUCCGCCUAGCCCACGCUGCCCCCUUCUCUGCAAUCUCCCGCCGCUUCACCAUCGACUCGCCUACCGCCUGCAGGGCUUUUUAUGUUGUCUGUAAGGCGAUUGUUGAUAAUCUUGGCCAUUUGUUUGAGUUUAAUUCUGAUAUCAAUAGGAUUAUAGUCGGAUUCGGGUGGAUUUCCUUGCCUAAUUGUUGUGGAGUUUUGGGAAUUGAGAAAUUUGAAUUGGACGGACGUUCCAUGGAUGAAAGUGGAUCAUUGUUUGUUCAGGCUUUAGUCGACUCUGAAGGGAGGUUCUUGGAUGUGUCAGCUGGUUGGCCUCAUGGUGAGAGACCGAAAGAUUUAUUGAAAAAAUCGAAACUCUUUUCUGGGAUUGAGAAUUCUAAGGAGUACUUAAACGGGCCACCAUUCGAGCUAAACAAUGGGAAUUCAAUCCCACAAUAUAUUUUGGGCAAAUCGUAUUACCCCGUUUUACCUUGGCUUUUGACGCCCUUCAGUGAGAAGAAUGCGGAGUUGAGUUCUGUCCAAUUGGCAUUUAACGAUGUGCAUAGUAAAGGUAUGGAGUUAGUUGGGACAGCAUUUGCGAAAGUGAAGAAAAGGUGGAAAGUUGUGGGCAAGAAAUGGAAAGAGCAAUGUAUUGAGGCUUUUCCAUUUGUUAUUGUUUCUUGUUGUUUGCUUCACAAUUUUCUUAUCAAGUGCAGUGAAGUAUUGCCAAAUGAUAAUGUGGAGCUUCGGAGGAAUAUAGAGUUUCCCGAGUUUGAUGGAGAGGAUGAUGAGAGUGGGAAGAGGACACGGGAUGCCCUUGCUUUGCACUUGAGUCGAGUGAGUCAGAGGGUAUGA